This is a messenger RNA of Odobenus rosmarus divergens (Pacific walrus), 1470 nucleotides long. RefSeq names its product sarcoglycan, delta (35kDa dystrophin-associated glycoprotein) (gene SGCD). NCBI's taxonomy places the organism in Eukaryota, Metazoa, Chordata, Mammalia, Carnivora, Odobenidae. The transcript is spliced from 8 exons. The annotation marks the transcript as partial. Gene Ontology annotation, cellular component: sarcoglycan complex; sarcolemma. The record is from RefSeq and is a predicted model, not a curated record. Gene Ontology annotation, biological process: heart contraction; cardiac muscle tissue development.
AUUCUGAGAGCAAUUCUCAUCUACCUCCAAUAUCCUCCACCUUCCCCUGGUGAUGGGAAACACAUGGCAAGAUCUCAGAUUAGACUGGAUGCCUGUGGCUGGCCGGCGUGCCUUAGGGCAGUGGCGGCCACCACCCUCUUCAUCCUGGAAGCUACAAAACACUACCCUGGAAGGAGCCCUACACAACUACCUGAUAGGUACCUAGCCUGUCUCCAUUCUCCACAAGCCAGCCACUCCAUGGCCCCUAGUGAGAAACGCUUCCAUAAUGCCACGCGCCAUUCUGUGAAAGGUCAAGAUCCAACGCAAAAGGCCCUCACUGAUGGAGGGAGGGAAACAUGUGCGGACGGAGCUGAGGAAUGUGUGGGGGCCAGCCACAAAGCCCGGGCUUGUGCUUCCAGAUCUGGGGGUGUUCUUGGGCCCCUGCAAGUUCGCCAUGGGUGGAAGAGCCCUGUUUGCAAUUGUGGACAAAAGCCAGACAACUGUGGCCUACAGACUUUCUGCGGGAAAGAACAAUGUGGAAAAUUUUUUCUCUCUAUUCCUUUGUGUAAGGGUAAUGCCCUAUACUUCAAAUCAGCCAGAAAUGUUACAGUGAACAUUCUCAAUGACCAGACUAAAGUGCUAACUCAGCUCAUCACAGGUCCAAAAGCUGUAGAAGCUUAUGGCAAAAAGUUUGAAGUAAAGACAGUUUCUGGAAAAUUGCUCUUCUCUGCAGAUAACAAUGAAGUGGUGGUAGGAGCAGAGAGAUUAAGAGUUUUAGGAGCGGAGGGCACAGUGUUCCCUAAAUCUAUAGAGACACCUAAUGUCAGGGCAGACCCCUUCAAGGAACUAAGGUUGGAGUCCCCGACCCGGUCUCUUGUGAUGGAGGCCCCCAAAGGAGUCGAAAUCAAUGCAGAAGCCGGCAAUAUGGAAGCCACCUGCAGAACUGAGCUGAGGCUGGAGUCCAAAGAUGGAGAGAUUAAGUUAGAUGCUGCGAAAAUCCAACUACCUAGACUGCCUCACGGAUCCUACACGCCUACAGGAACGAGGCAGAAGGUGUUCGAGAUCUGCGUCUGCGCCAAUGGGAGAUUAUUCCUGUCCCAGGCAGGAACUGGUUCCACUUGUCAGAUAAACACAAGUGUCUGCCUUUGAGAGACCAUCCAUAGUGGACAUUGUCGGCAGCAUAAAGGCCGUUUUUGUCUUUAGAUACUGGCUGCCAGCUAUUUUUACUAGAACACAGAAAGCCUAUCAAAGACCAUGUGUGUGUGCACGCGCGCGCAUAUGCGUGUGUGUGUGCGCGCGCAUGUGUGUGUGUAUGUGUGUGUGUAUGCGUGUGGGUGGAUAUAAAUAUAUAUAAGUAUAUAUAAAUAAAUAUAUAUAUCCUCUGUAUAAAAUGAGGUUUCAGUACAAAAGGAACCAUGGGUGACCCUGUGAUAUCCACCAUCAUUUCCAUGUCAACCCCACCACCUACAUGAUAAGAUCAAAAUACUGAUU